AGUAUUCGCUCUAAAGCUUCGGCCAAAAGGCCCCGCACAACUGCGUAGCAUGUACUUACUGCGUCCACUGCACACGCUAAAGCAUCCACAAGACCGGUUUGGCACAAUUUCAAUCAUACUAGUACGCCAUUCUCUUCCCUGGAAUCUAACCGGAACUUCACAGUAAGGCUAACACUAGAGAAGAUAGAAGAGCGACCGAGAGAGAGAGAGAGAGAGCGAGAGCGAGAGAGAGACUGGCUCUUGCAACCGAAACUGAAGUGCUCGAGAAAACCCUAGCAGUCGAAGAAGAAAUCGGAUCGUCCGUCAAUGGCGGAGUCCGGCAAAUCUGAUAGUCCGGCCGAUUCUUAUAUCGGUAGCCUCAUCAGUUUGACGUCCAAGUACGAGAUUCGCUAUGAGGGCGUUCUUUACAACAUCGACACUGAAGAAUCCACAAUCGGAUUGCAGAAUGUGAGGUCUUUUGGAACUGAGGGGCGAAAGAAAGAUGGUCCUCAGAUUCCCUCAAGUGACAAAGUGUACGAGUACAUUCUGUUUCGUGGGAGUGACAUCAAGGAUUUGCAAGUUAAAUCAUCUCCACCUGUACAUGCAGAACAGCAAGUACACAAUGAUCCUGCUAUUAUUCAGUCACACUAUGCUUCUGGACCUUCUGGUUCUUCAAACUCUGCUUCUGUUGGUGGUGGUGCUCUGACAGAUUUAAGCUUCCAUGGAGAGUCAACUGCUUCGGCCCGAGUAGCCUAUCCUGGUGCUUUGCCUUUGUAUCAACCAGGAGGUUACUGGGGUUCUUCUCCUGCUACUCAAAAUAGCAAUGGGUUAUCUCUUUCUAUGCCAUUGUCCUGGCAAGGAUAUUAUGGAUCUUCAGGUGGUCUUCCUCAGGCUCAACAGCAAUCUAUGCCUUUUCAGCCCCCUUCUACCAUUUCUGUUCCGUUGAUGCUGCAGAAUCAGUUGCAGUAUCCUGAAGUUCUGGAAUCUUUAAGUACAAGCACGGCCAACUUAUCUGAACUUGCUGCUCCCGUGCCUUCAAAUGUUCCAACAGCUAAUUCUGUUGCUUUAAAAUUUUCAUCCUCUCUUAAUUCGGCUAUUUCUACUUCCCUUAGUGAUGUACCAUCUUCUUUGUUCAUUAAGGCAUCUGUGCCAUCUCAUUCUUCUUCUAAUUUACUAACUAUAUCUUCACUACCUUUAUCUAGUCAAUAUGUAAAUCCCAUUGCAGCUUCGAUUUCUGGUAAAGGUGGGUCUGCACCAUUGCCAGUCCUUCCUGUUCAGUCCUUGCCUUAUUCUUCACCUUCCAUUGCUGGUUCUAUUUCAGGUUCUUUACUAACAAAACCUCCGACUUUGUUAACUCCGGACCAUUUGAUGCAGCCUGGACCACCUGCAUCUUCAUCUAUCCAGAUACCAUACUCUGAUCAGAAAAAUGUAGAUGGUCCAAUGGCAGCAUCAGCAAAACCUUCAUCCUCAGUUUCUACUCCACUUCAAUUGCCAUUAUUGCCUCUGCCUCUCUCUACACAGAAGUUUGAUGAAUCUGUUGCAUACUCAAAGCCUAGUAAUGGUGAGGAUCGGGGGAAUUAUGGUCAAGGGUCUCAUCAGUCUGUGACAGACUACACUGAAGAAUUUGACUUCAUAGCGAUGAAUGAGAAAUUUAGAAAGGAUGAAGUAUGGGGCUACCUUGGAAAGGCAAAAGAAAGGCUUAAAGCAGAAGGAACAGAAGACAGUCCUGAUGAGCAAUAUGCGGAGUAUGGGCAGGGUGACGAGGCCCCGAAGUCAACUGUCAAACCUGUAUAUAACAAGGAUGACUUCUUCGACACACUUUCUUGUAAUUCAGUUACCCGUGGAGCAUGGAAUGGACGGAUCAGAUUCUCUGAAAGAAUGAAGCUUGAUACCGAGACUUUUGGCGAUUUCCCGCAGAGGGCUUAUUCGGGUCAUGGUGGCCGUGGAAUUGGACGUGCUGGGAACUACAGGGGCUCUUAUUAUAACUGGGGAAGGGGAUAUGGAUAUGGUGCUAGGGGGCGCGGUCAUUUGCCCAUUUAGCACAAUUUGAAUUUCCGUUUUCUUUCAAAGGUGCACACAAGCAACAUCGGUUUGGAACCACUACGUCUUUGUUUAAGAUCCCUCUGGUUUGGGAGCUUCUAUCUAGUUGAGAAAGGUUAGCCUUUUUGAGCUACUGGUAAGGGAAGGCCCAUCAUUGUUUUUUUUGGUUAUGGGCUGGUCACUUCCAUGUGCUGAUGGGCAACUCAGUCCGCAGUUUGCUUAUUGCUUUUGGAAAUCGACUUCAGGGUGUGACAUGUUUUGUUUAUGUUUUUUUCUUUUUUCCUUUCCAAAACAUAAGAGAUGCAGUUAUCAUCUUGAAUCUGUUCGAAGUAAUGAAUAAAGCUACAGUUAACUUUGGUUA
Molecule: messenger RNA, 2380 nt
Organism: Macadamia integrifolia
Lineage: Eukaryota; Viridiplantae; Streptophyta; Magnoliopsida; Proteales; Proteaceae
Product: protein decapping 5-like
Exons: 8
Coding region: 307-2019 (570 amino acids)
Biological process (GO): P-body assembly; cytoplasmic stress granule assembly
Cellular component (GO): P-body
Molecular function (GO): mRNA binding
Source: RefSeq, a predicted model, not a curated record